Chenopodium quinoa (quinoa) is the source of this 624-nucleotide messenger RNA. RefSeq lists its product as uncharacterized. The transcript has a single exon. Lineage: Eukaryota; Viridiplantae; Streptophyta; Magnoliopsida; Caryophyllales; Amaranthaceae. Gene Ontology annotation, molecular function: zinc ion binding. The coding region runs from base 1 to 624 and encodes 207 amino acids. The record is from RefSeq and is a predicted model, not a curated record.
AUGAAACUACAUUUCUGGAAAAUUGCUAAAUCCUACAACUUGGCAGAUUAUAAUGAGUGUUUAGAGGAGUUGAGAGAGUUAAAUCCAGAUGCAACCAUAGCUUUCACUUCAUAUAACCCAAGACUAUUUUGUAGAGCUUACUUGAAUUAUGAAAUUAAGACAGAUGCAAUCACAUCUAACAUGGCUGAAACAUUCCACUCAUACAUUAUUAAUGCCAGAACCAAGCAUUUGAUAUAUAUGUUAGAGGACAUCAGAGUGGCUUUGAUGCAGAGAUUAGUAACUAAAAGACAAGAAAUGCAGAAGUCAACCUCUGUUCUUUGUCCUAGAAUCCAUGCCAUGUUAGAAAAGGAAAAAAGUAAGGCUGCAUUGUGUGAUGUUUUACCUUCUUCAGAUACAGUGUUCAAUGUGAAGUAUUUCCUUGAUCAACUCAAGGUAGAUUUAGAGGCCAGAAAGUGCACAUGUAGGAAAUGGGACAUGUUAGGGGUCCCAUGUUGUCAUGCCAUAGCAUGUAUAUUCUUUAAGAACAAGGAUGCUGAAUCUUUUGUGGAUGAUUGUCAUAAAAAGGAUGUAUACUUGAGGGUUUAUGGUGGUUUUAUCCAUCCAUGUGAAGGAGAGAGGCAUUAG